Zophobas morio is the source of this 1999-nucleotide messenger RNA. RefSeq lists its product as uncharacterized. Lineage: Eukaryota; Metazoa; Arthropoda; Insecta; Coleoptera; Tenebrionidae. The record is from RefSeq and is a predicted model, not a curated record. The coding region runs from base 200 to 1975 and encodes 591 amino acids. The transcript has 10 exons.
GCUGAUGGUUUGAUAUGUUCUCUAGUUUGAUUCACUUUUUUAUGUUGGUAAUGAAACCGGUAAUCGUAGUCCACCAUAACGACAAGUUUUUUUAUGAACAUAACCAUUGAAAAUUCUACCGAGUGACGAUAUUCUAUGAACAUAACCCAACAUUUCAAGUAACAUACGUUUUCAUUUUUAAUUUAUUGAUUAAUCUGGAAUGUCCGAAUCAUUUAAAAAUUCGUACUUUUAUUCUUUACCCAAUGAAGUCUUAAUUAAAAUACUGAGUGACAUCGACACGUUUACAUUGUUAAGUUUUUGUGACGUUUACCAGUGUGAUUAUUUUUUGCAAGACAGAAAUGUUAUCAGAAAAAUCGAUCUGUGUAAAAAAUACGAACUGGAAGAUUUGUCUCAAAUAUCGAAGAAAAUUGCAUUCGAGCGCGUCACAACGCUCAAUAUUAACUGCAUAUAUUGGAUUCAAGCCGCCAAAUUACGAAAAUUUGUGACAAGUAUGGUGAAUUUAGAAGUUCUAUACGCCAUUCACACAAACUUGAGUUUGGCGUCUGUAGACACUGAGGCUUUUAGUAAAUUAAACAUUAAAAAAUUAGGAAUAUCGGUGAACAGACGUGACGAAGUAGGUAAUCAUAGAAUGCCGACGGUUGAAACACUCUACAUUAGCGUUGUUAAAGUGAAAACUUUAAUUAGUCCUUUUACUCUUGAGACGAUUUUUCCACAAUUAAGAAAGCUUUGGAUAGAUGUGGAAGAACCGUCUGGACGAGAAAUUAUCCUCCAUUGUUUGAAUGGUGAAAGCAAAAGUAAGAUUUUUUGUCAAGUGAAUGCUCCAGUUCCUUCUAUUAAUUUUGAUCAUUAUUGGCUGACUACGUAUUAUAAUAAUAGGAGGGCUCGUCAGCCAUAUGUUAUGUGUUGUGAAAAACUUAGUGUUAAGCAGUUGCGGUCCAAAAGUAUUUUUGAAAUUGAAGGUAAGUUAGGAAGUUGGCAAGUUCUAGAUGAGUUGCAUUGCUCUAAACCAUAUGGUCCGAAAGACGCACGUCGUUUAAUUUUGAACGAAUGUACUGUAGAUACUAUAUUUUUCGAAGAAUUAAAUUUUUAUCACAGUGGCCCUGUUUGCAACAGUCGAUGUAGAGAAGCAGUGGAAGAUAUACUUAGAUCUCCUUGUUCCACACGCGUGAAAAAGUUGUGUGUAAUGAUGUGUCUUUUACUCAAUAAAAAUGCAUCCGCGUCCGUUGGUGUUAGAGAUCCUCAUAGUUUUUCAAGAAAAAGAAUAGGGAUAGAAAAUUGCGUCCCCACACACCCGGCUGAAAAUAUUUUCAAAAAUUUUCUAGGGUUAGAACACUUGGAACUUUAUGUGUGCCAUGAAACUGCACACCACAGUGCUAUCCAGGGCUAUCCAUUAAUUUCAUUGUUUGAACACCUGGAAAGUUUGAUUCUUGAAAUUCCUGUAACCUUAGAUGGUAGUUUCUUAACCCAAGUUUUGCAAAAGUGUCAAAAUUUGCAAAAACUGGAAAUAUUGUCAAUUGCUCAGAACGAGAAAUUAAAUUUCAGCAUAUGUAACGCGAUUUCGAGUGCUAGUUCAUUAAAAGACUUUAGGUACGAAAACCAUCGAAUCCCGCUGGAUAAGUUAAUAGAGAACUUGUGCCUCAUUAAAUCCAAAAAACUGGAACGAAUUGUACUUAUUUGUAAAGAAACAGACAACUUUAGUGCUGGUCCUUUGAAACAACUUUUAGAAAUGAAUCCACAGUUGGUAUUUCUGUACUUUUUAAUACGCAGCUGUACGGAAAAAUCCAGAAGAAUGGCUCAAGACACUCUAAAUACUUACAAGAAGAAACAUCCCUCCAAAGUAUUUCGGGUUUCGAAAACAGACGAAUUUAGUAGUAGAUCGGGUUACCCCAUACCCGAUGUCCAUUUCUGUGAAAUGAUCAAAUCUGACAGCAAUGUUGCUAGUCUAAGUGCUUUAGAAGAGUUUGACUCCUUUUAAUAAUAAAAUCGUACUUAAAACAUU